AUGCGCAAGCUGCCUUCCUCCGCGAGCGCCGGCAAUCUCCGGCAGCUCGUCGACUCGGUCGUCGUCGCUAGCAACACGUCUGAGUACUCGAGCAAUGGCUCCUCGACGUCCAUGCCGUCCUCGGGCAGCGCGAGACCUGGUCCCAGUGGGGCCGAAGACCGAGGCGGCAAGAAGAGCUUGGCUUAUCUACACACCAAGCCGCACCGAAAUCUGCAGGACAAGCUCGGGAAAUCCUACGAGCGUCGCAUCUGCAGGUACUGCGACGUCAUCUUCUCGUUCAGAGGAGGCACCACGAGCGCCGCCCUGCGUCACCUCAAGAAGGCCCACCCGGAGAAGCUCGUGCUCAGUGGAGACAGCAGUGACGCUCAAAGAGCUUCGACUGUUGUGACUACUAGGGGCUCGUCUUCAAGGACUGGAGCGAAUCCUCCUCAAGUCGUGGAAGAGCAGACGGUGGCGUCGUCGACGGCUUCGGAAGGAGAGACCGACGAGAACAGGAACACAGAUGCCAAUACCAUGGGCGAGUCAAGGGUGAACGACCUAGAUGAAGAUGAUACGUCGGUGAUGUUCGAGACGGAAACCCCCACCCCCACUAUCGACCAGGGACGAGCGACUUCAAAGAGAAAACGUGGGGAUGACGACUACAGCGCGGCGGGUGUUACGGCGCCGUCCUCAUCCAGCCUUGGGGAUGUUCUCGGGGAGGCUCAGCCUGGCUCGUCGUCGAAGCUUACCGCUAGUCAAACAGCGAUCGUGCACUUCCUGCAACAUUACGCUAAUGAGCUACCGCAGCCGGCGAUGCGGCUGCGGCUCGCCAAGCACCUGACUCGCAACGUCGGCGAGGCUGAAAUGUACAACGUUCUCGACCCCGCCACACAACUCGAGUACGUUCGUGAGUUCGCCCAACUACCGCCGCCACAACGAGCGUAUUCGUCGAAGUAA
Molecule: messenger RNA, 936 nt
Organism: Phytophthora sojae
Lineage: Eukaryota; Oomycota; Peronosporomycetes; Peronosporales; Peronosporaceae
Exons: 1
Coding region: 1-936 (311 amino acids)
Molecular function (GO): DNA binding
Source: RefSeq, a predicted model, not a curated record